This is a messenger RNA of Thamnophis elegans (Western terrestrial garter snake), 442 nucleotides long. RefSeq names its product ribosomal protein L39 (gene RPL39). The transcript has 3 exons. Gene Ontology annotation, molecular function: structural constituent of ribosome. Bases 105 to 260 code for a protein of 51 amino acids. Gene Ontology annotation, biological process: translation. Gene Ontology annotation, cellular component: cytosolic large ribosomal subunit; ribosome. NCBI's taxonomy places the organism in Eukaryota, Metazoa, Chordata, Lepidosauria, Squamata, Natricidae. The record is from RefSeq and is a predicted model, not a curated record.
ACAGGAAACCCCCUCGACUGCUUUUUCCCGUCAUCCCGCGCGCCGCUUCCCUUUGCCUUUCUCUUCGUCUGCUGCCGUUGUAUAGCCGGUGGCCGCGUCGGACGAUGUCGUCCCACAAGACUUUCAAAAUCAAGCGGUUCCUCGCUAAGAAGCAGAAGCAGAACCGACCCAUUCCACAGUGGAUUCGCAUGAAAACGGGCAAUAAGAUCAGAUACAAUUCCAAAAGGCGUCAUUGGAGAAGGACCAAGCUGGGCCUGUAAAAGGGAAGCAGCUGCAAACCACACCAUGUCCGUCUUGACAGCCAUCCUCUUGUGCCCCAGGAUGGCUCCCUUCUUAACAAAGCCGUAUUUUCAAGACUGAAUCUCUGUAUUUUUUCCCCUCCUUUCACAUUUUUAUUUCCGCAAAGAGGUUCCCAAAGGAAUUAAAACCAAAUAAUCUGGGG